This is a messenger RNA of Alternaria hordeiaustralica, 1335 nucleotides long. RefSeq lists its product as uncharacterized. The record is from RefSeq and is a predicted model, not a curated record. The transcript is spliced from 2 exons. Gene Ontology annotation, molecular function: metalloendopeptidase activity; zinc ion binding. Gene Ontology annotation, biological process: proteolysis. NCBI's taxonomy places the organism in Eukaryota, Fungi, Ascomycota, Dothideomycetes, Pleosporales, Pleosporaceae. Bases 1 to 1335 code for a protein of 444 amino acids.
AUGCUCUACAGUAUUCCCGUGGUCUCCUUCCUGGUCUGCGGCGCGCUCGCUGCGGUAGUCCCCAAGCUGGACCAUGCUUCGAGCCUGCCAUGGUCCCCAGAUCAAUCUUGCAUCAUUCCACCCAUUACUGAUGAGCAAGUCGAAGCUCAACUGGCCGCUCAUGCGACGGAUAUCACGGAUACCGCAGAUACCACAAACGGUCAGGAUACAACCCAGUAUGGCGGUGCUUCACUUUUCAACUAUAUCAAUUGGGGCGGUCCACAGAAAUGGACCGACAUCGUUUCCCCAGGUAGAUCAUUGAUUGCUUACUGCUUCUAUUCUGAGAAGGACCGUGCCAGGCUACUUGAGCGCGUCGAAGCAGCUGUAGCCCUCUGGAAAGCUGCUCUAGGCGGAGAGCGUGGUAGAGACAACGGGCAUGAUCUUCAAUUCAACGAAUGGUAUGACUACAAGGCGUCCAAGCAUCACUUGUGCUAUGAUCCGAACCCCGAAAACAAACAAGAGUGGAACCCUUCGUUGCCGACUACAACGUUGGUGAUCAGUCUGUCAGAGAAGAUGACCAACGGAGCUUACGCGACUAUGGGGGCUGGCAGCGCGGCUGAUAGAGGCAAACCCUGGAAACUCCGCUUGUCAAUCGGCCCAGAGACGGCUGCCCUGGUCGUCGCGCACGAGAUCGGUCAUGUGCUCGGCAUGGGUCACGAACACCAGCGAACAGACCGCGACAAACACGUUGAGUUCGAUUGCAAAAAGUUGAAAGGCUACUCGGACGCGCUCGCUCGGGCCCGAAAGGCUCUCCCGCAAUUCAAGGACCACCAGCUAUGUCUGUUCGCAGACUACUCCAAGAAGUUUCAAUUCCCCGCUGUCCACUAUACCAUGUCCGUGGCUUAUGGUAGCCCUGCCCAGUACUGGUGGAUGAAAGCUGAUACCGAGUACGACGUGGACUCUAUUAUGUCGUAUAGCAGCUUCCAGCAUGCCAACGAAAAGUGCGCCGAGGGAGACCACCCGGAAGAAUGCCCAUUGAGGAGGUGGAAGGUGCCUGGAGAUAAAUCGCAAGGAAUAGCGUACAUCGAAGAUGCUGAAAAGCCCAGUCCAGGCGACGUCCGCUGGGUCCGCACCAAUUACCCAUACCAAGGACCCCAUAUCGACUCAGUCGAGAAUGCGGGCAUACAAGAUGAGAAUGAGGAAGCCUCAGAUGAAGACUUUGACCAAAUUCCAUACAUUGAGCGAAGUAAGGUGACUGGCGAAGAUCCCAAGUUUCUAAGGAAGUUGGAUCGUCAACGGGCGAAGCUGGCAGAGGAAGAGAAGGCUGCCAGAGAUGUUGCCAGUGCUGCUAUUUGA